Molecule: messenger RNA, 40771 nt
Organism: Podarcis lilfordi (Lilford's wall lizard)
Lineage: Eukaryota; Metazoa; Chordata; Lepidosauria; Squamata; Lacertidae
Source: the annotation of a GenBank genome assembly
AUGGCAGCAGCCAUCGCCAGCUCCCUGAUCCGACAAAAGAGGCAAGCGAGGGAGCGGGAGAAGUCCAACGCCUGCAAAUGUGUCAGCAGCCCCAGCAAGACCAAGACCAGCUGUGCCGACAAGAAGAAGCUCAGCGUCUUCUCCAGGGUCAAGCUCUUCGGCUCCAAGAAAAGGCGGAGGAGGAAACCAGGUGGGCUGGUCGCUGGUGGGGGAGGCGAGGGGUGGCAGGCUUGCUCCCGGUUGGGGGGAGAUGGACCGGUUCCUGGGUGAGGAGCUGCACCCCUGCGAAAACCGGGGUGGGCUGUUUGGUUCCCUGCCGGCUGUAGGCUUCCUUGUAAGGCGUCUGAUAGGCCACUGCGAUUGGAGGGUUCUGGACUAGCUGGACCUCUGGUCUCCUGUUCUGGUGCUCCUAUCACUGGGGAGAGGUGAGCUCUGUUAGUCUUGGUGGCUCUUUGGACUCUGGUGUCUAAUGCCCCUUGUGGAAAGGCUCAGAGGUAGAGCAUUUGCCUGGCAGGCAGAAGGUCCCAGGUUCAUUCCCUGGCAUCUCCAGGUAGGGCUGGGAAUGUCCCCUGCCUGAAACCCUAGAGAGCCACUGCCAGUCAGUGUGGACAAUACUGAGCUAGAUGGACCCAGUGGUCUGCCUUGGUAUAAAGGCAGCUCCGUAUGUCAGAAUACUGUUGAAUGUGUUAGGGAGGGCUAUUGCUUGGAAGUCCCCCUGCUUCUGGGCCUUUUGGAGGCACCUGCCUAGCUCUUGUUAGGAGAUGGAAGCUGGAUCCUCAGUCUGCAACAAGAGGGCUUUUCUUCUGUUCUUCUUAAACACAAGAGUUAGAUCUUCCAUGAACAAGAGCAGAAUGCCUCUGAAUAUCAGGAGCUGAGGAGCAAGAGCAGGAGAGGGCUCUUGCCUUCACUCCCUUGCUUCACGGCUUUCCCAUAAGUGUCUGACUGGCCACUGUGGGGAACGGGAUGCUGAGUUAGAUGGACCCUUUUGCUGUGGUCCUGCAGGGUUCUCUGUGGAGGACCAAAGCCAGGCAUUCUGAUUUUCCUACUGGGGGGGGGAGGGGGAGAUGUGAGCAAAUGCUGUAGGAGCCUAUGCAGCUGCCUUAUAUGAGAGGCAAACAUUAGUCCAUCCAUUCCAGUCAUUUCUGCUCUGAUUUAUCUCCCUCUGGGCUGAGAAUGCCAAGGAGUGAGUUGGGGACCUUCAACCCUGGCUGCACUAAUCUGCUACCCCACCCCAACGUGGAUCGAAACCAUCUUCUUAUGUGGCUAUUGGGGCUUGUGACCUGCAUGCUCAGGAGGCAACAAAGGGUGUUUUUUAAAAAAGAAAAAAGAAAAGGUAUAUUUGCAACAGUUCCUGAUUAGUUGCAGCCCUUUGUAGUGUGGGAAGGACCAUGGCUCAGUGGUGGAAUCUCUGCUUUGCAUGCAGAAGGUCCCAGGUUCAAUCCCUGGCAUCUUCAAAUAGGUCUGGAGAGACUCCCUGUCUGAAACCCUGAAAGAAUUCUGCCGGUCAGUGUAGACAGUACUAAGCUAGUUGGGCCAGUGUUCUGACUCACUGUAAGCCAGUUUCCGAUGUUCCUUUAAUGGAGCAGGAUGCAAGUGUUGGCUGGUUGCAUGGGGCCUCUUGGCGCAUUGUCUGGCCAUUGUAUGGUGGCAGCCAGGAGCUUCCAUGGCUCUUCUGUGGUUAGAUGUGUGGAGUGUAACAGCUGGGUGUUGACCACAAUAGUGAAAACAAACCUCCAUAUUCAAAGGUAGUAUACCUCUGAGUAUCAGACACCAGUGACAACUGCUGCUUGCAGUGCCUGUGAGUCAUAGAAGUAUCAGGGUGAUUUUGCUUUUGGGUCAGGUACAUCUCUGAUACAUCAGGGGGACUGCUAUGUUCAGACAUGUUUCGCACAUGGGUGGUGCUCCCCUCCACCCAUGUUGCAGCAACAACACACAAUCAAAUUAAACAAAUGAGUAUCUAUGCACAAGUUCCAUGUGCUUUCUGACACAGAUGAGCUUCCUGUAACAUAUGAAAGCAGUCCUAAGAGACCAAUUUUAACAUCAAGCUUGCAGGUUGAGAUGUGAAUGGAAGUUGAUUGGCACAUCUCUGCUUCCUGGUCCAUGUAUUGGGAGAGAAAUGUGGCAAUUGACACAUGACCAGCUGAGCAUGAUGCUCUUCCAUACAGCAAAACAUAAUGGCUAAUGGAGCCAAUGGAAAGCCAAGCAUUCAGAUACCAAUGGUAAUAAUUAGUUACCCAAAUCCACCUUUUUUGUUGUGGUAACACCUUUAAAACACCUUCCGAAAGAAUAUUUGGAACUGCAGUUUAAGGGUGCUGGGAACUGUAGCUGCAGUUCCCGGGAUUCUUUGUUUUUGUGGGCGGGGGGGGGGGGACUUAUUUUAAAUAUAUGGUGCAUACACAGCCUUGGUUGCAAUUGCAUUCUGCCCUUCCUCAGAGGAGCUCAGAGUUGGGUAUCAGCCCAGCCUCAUUUUAUUCUUACGACAGCCCUGUAAAGUACUCUGGGCUGAGGGGGGUGACUGGCUCAGAUCACCCAGUAAGCUUCACAGAUGACUGGGGAUUUGAACCUGGAUCUCCUUGCUCUAAGUUCGGGACUCUGUUCAUUCCACUGCUCUGACUUCUCUUUGAUUUCCAGUGCUUUAAACGCCCCAGUCCCUGAUCUCCCUCUUUUUCCUUUCACAUUGCUCUGCCUCAGAUCUUCAGCCCCUUUCUUUCUUUCUUUCUUUCCUCCUUUUCUUAUGCUUACUAAAGGACUUCUUGUUAUGCCUUCUGAGCAUCUUGCACACUCACUAAUAUAGACAGGCACCAGUUUUCUUUCCUUUCCCACACACUUGUAACUGUCCUUAGGAUUACCUACGCUUGUUUCCAUUCCUAAGUUCCUGUGCAUUUUUGACAAUGGCUGAUUUCAGUUUCUUAUGGAGGUUUUUUUUUCUCUCUCUACACACACAAAGGAAUCGGCAUGCCAAGAAUGUGUCUCUCUUUGUGCACCCAGCCCCAUGGACACAAUGGUGAAUGACAUCUUCUGCCUCUCCCUUGUUCAUGUACCAUCCUGGAUUUCUCUGCUGUUCCAGAUUUCUGCACUCACUUGAGAUGUAUGUUUGCGCAUCAGCAACAUAAGAAGCCACCUUGGUCUAUGUAGCUCAGCAUUGUCUACACUGACUGGCAGUGGUCCUCCAGGUUUUCAGGCAGGGGUUAUUCCAUCCCAGCCCAACCUGAAGAUGCUGGGGAUUGAACCUGGGACUUUCUGAAUGCACAUACAUUUGUAACCUGAAGCGUUUGUAACCUGAGGCGUUUGUAACUCGAGGUGCCUCUGAGCUACCGCCUUUCCUCAUUUGCCUAGAUCAGGGGUAGUCAACCUUUUUUAUACCUACCACCCACUAAUUCAUCUUUCUUGAUGGUAAAAUUUCCUUACUGCCCACCAGUGCUUGAUGGAAGGAGGAUUCAGCUUGUGCCGUAGAACCCCCUGCCGACCACCUAGAAUCCUGAAACACCCACUAGUAGGGACCAGGUUGACAACCCAGGCUUAGAUGGUAGAUGGGUCAUAGGAGAAAGUAAAACCAUUAGCCCAUCUAGCACAGUAUUGUCUACACUGGCAGACAGUGACUCUCCAGGGUUUCAGGCAGGAAUCCUAUCUGGGGAUUGAACCUGGGACCUUCUGCAUGCAAAGCAGAUGCUCUGCCACAGAGCUAUGGCCCUUCGCCACCCCCGACCUCAACCAUCGGUGACUUACUCAGAGAAUGCACACAUGCAGUUUGGCUUAUAGGCUCCAUUUAUUUCCACACACAACCCUGUCAUCUGUAUACAUAUUUCAUACACCCCCUGCAUACCCACUCAGGAUAUGUUACAUGAGGAUGGAGUUGCGAGGGAUGGAGAGAUAACCUUACCCAACUCCCGUUGUGUUUAUGCAUCAUUGUCGCAUCCCACAUUUUCAUGUGAAUCUGUCUUAUUUCUAGCCACCCACUAACUAUGCCAAAGUAGUUCAGGGCCACGCAUAUGCCCAUUGCGGACUGAGAUGGCUCAGUUGGUAGAACAUGGGACUCAAUCUCAGGGUUGUGGGUUCAAGCCCCAUGUUGGGCAAAAGAUUCCUGCGUUGCAGGGGGUUGGACUAGAGGAUCCUCACGGUCCCUUCCAUCUCUGCAGUUCUAUGAUUCUGUAAUUCUAGAUGGUAUUAUCCCACUUUAUCCUCUCAAAAACCCUGUAAUGUUGGUUUGGCUCAGAUAGUGCAUUGGUAGAGCUCUCUCUUUUCCAAGGCUGCCCACUCUAUCACUAGUAUCCCUUUGCAAAUCUGUGCAUUUGCUCCAGGCUGCUGUUGUCACCAGUACUUUCCUAUCACCCUUUUGUAAGGUUGGUCUUCCGUAUAAAAUGUGUGAGACGAGGGAUGCACCUGGGUGGGUGGGGAGGAACGAGCAAGCAUCUAAAUGCGGAAAGGGGAAUGAGCCAAUUCCCUCUCCUCUGGUUUUACUUUUCUAAAAAACAAAUAAAUCACCAAACUCGCAACCAUUAAAUAUUCCAGUUGUUCUUAACCAGCUGAAGAACUAAGAGUUGUUUCAUGCACUGCCUAGCUAUUAUCCCUGGGUUAACUGUGCUCACUUGACCAGGAGCUAUGUCACUCUCUGAUGCAAGGAACUUGUACAAGACAUGUAUUUGCAAACACACAUCUCAACUUUAUAUGCUGCAUUUCUUGUGUAUGUGCGUGUACAGACACAUCUUCUGUGUACACAUAUGCUUUUUUAAAAAACAAGUGAAGGGACCUGAAAUGACAGGCUGUAAAAGGAAGUAGAGGGUCAUUCUUGUUAACAGCAUUUUGGGCCAACAAUCAGCAAUCCAGUUUGUGGUGGGUCUGAUAACUAUGGGCCAUUUCAAAUGUUACACAGCAACAAGGGAUGAGCAAGCAUGUAAAUGCUCUAGCGUAUUUUGGAAAACGGAAUUAGCAAAUCCCCGCUCCUUGGUUUUGCUUCGCUAAAUCUUCCAAACCUGUAAAAUCUUCCAUUAAGUAGGUGGCUGAUGAGAAGUGGUAGCAAAACCUGGUGGGUGCCUGUACGAUGUGUGUGUUUUCAACCCCAUUUGUCAUCACAGUACAUCGCAUUUCUAGAGGUAUUCUUCCAAAAAACAAAAAGUUCCAAAGGUAACUUAAAGGUAAAGGUAAAGGGACCCCUGACGGUUAGGUCCAGUUGCGGAUGACUCUGGUGUUGCGGUGCUUAUCUCGCUUUACUGGUCGAAAGAGCCGACGUACGGCUUCCGGGUCAUGUGGUCAACAUGACUAAGCCACUUCUGGUGAACCAGAGCAGCGCACGGAAAUGCCGUUUAGCUUCCCACCACAGUGGUACCUAUUUAUCUACUUGGACUUUGACGUGCUUUCGAACUGCUUGGUGGGCAGGAGCAGGGACUGAGCAAUGGGAGCUCACCCUGUUGCAGAGAUUCGAACCAUUGACCUUCUGAUCGGCAAGCUCUAGGCUCUGUGGUUUAGACCACAGCGCCACCUGCGUCCUAAAGGCCACUUAGAUGCAACCUAAAAGAGGGACAUGACGGAUGGUGAGGCCCUAAAUAAGCUUGACAGCAUCACCAGGUUAGUCUGCUUUGCUAAUGUUGCAAGGUUGCUUUUGGAAAGCAGUAUGCAUCACUGCCAGAUCCCACUUGAACGAGAUGGGAACAGCUUUGCUGUGGCUGGAGGUGGACAACAAUUGUUUCUGCACCUCUCACUGUUUCACUGCAGAGGUCCCAAACUAACUAAAAUUGAUGAAGCCAGACAAAUCCCCAGGCACAGAUCUCCAUAUCUAUGGCGCAGGUGUUUGUUGACCCUUUCUGGAAAGAAACGUGCCAUUCAUGAGGCUACAUUUCAUUGUGUCACAAGUCAUUCUUCAGCCAAGUCUUCACGUUCCUCUGAUGCUCUGACUGAGCCUUACAGUCUCAUUUACUAACCAUCAAGAUGGCAAGGAUGUUGUUGUACCCAUGAGUUUCGGAAAUGUUCAUAUGUCUGUUUAGCUGCAUAGCAGGCUCCAGAUGGAGGCAUGGGUGUGCAUUUGCUGGGCUCCCUAAUCCCAGUCAAGGGGCACUCUGCUCUAGCCAGGGGCACCUGAGGGUGUGGGGGACAGGAGUCUCGAUGCCGAAAUCAUGGAGGACUGCGUAGACUUUCCAGUGAAUCAUCCGACUGUGGCACAUGCUGACAUUUGCACAUGGAUGCUGACAAUGCCAAAUGAAUGUCUGGGGAACAUUCAAAGACAAAUGACAGAUUUCCCUACUUUUUGGAUACAGACAGAUCCUCUUUCUUUCUUUCUUUCUUCUUUCCUUCUCUCUCUCUUUCACUAUAAGAUUCCAGGGUAGGUUACAGGAAUGUAAAAAUACAACAUUCAACCCAGUUUAAACACUUUAAAGAAAUUAUUUAUUAUUAUUAUUAUUAUUAUUAUUAUUAUUAUUAUUAUUAUUAAUUUAUUUUAAGAAUGUAAAACUUUGGAUAGUGUAUCCUUGGUGUUUUUGGACAUUCUCAACAUUUGUCUGGAAUCGCAAUACUUGCCAAAUUCCAGAUAUUCACUGUAGAGUAUCUGUCUUUCUCUUUCUCUCACUGACACACACACACACACACACACACACACCAUUUGAAACCAAGUAAAAGCAUAAUUUGGGUUCAAUUCUGCUGUAUUGUUGCUUACACUUACCCUCUUUCCUAUUACCUUCCUCUAGCAUAUAUUUUAGUACUUCUGUCUCUUGAUGCUCAAUGGUUAAUUGGAACUGCAGUGGUACUAACUAUACCUCUCAGCUUGGUUCUUGGUUAGCACACGUCCUCUCAUUUUAAGAAGUGUUUUUCCUUCCUCCCUUCUCUUUUUAUUCUACUGCUGAUGAAUCUCAAGCUCAUUAAAAAGCAGGAUCUUUUCCUUGCCAGCACAUUUCUAAUCUUAAUAGCAAUCAGAUCUAGCUCCUUCAGCCAUGUAACAUACUGCUGGCAUUUUGAUCCACUGGCACAAGAUUUGUGUUUUAAAACCACCUGCAUUUCUUACCCCAAGUCAGUGGUGACCACCAAUCCUCCAUUUGCUGAUUUGUUUCGGCAAUCUCACAAAUAGCUGCGAAACUUCUAGCUGGGGGUCUUUCUCUCUGGAAAAAUGAGGCAUGUCUUUUUUGUUCACCGAAAGCAUAUGCAAUGUCAGUUUCAGAAUUGAACUUUUAAUCUUUUCCCCUUGUUUGUUUUCUUACAGAACCACAGCUUAAAGGCAUUGUAACAAAACUGUACAGCCGGCAAGGGUAUCACUUGCAGCUACAAGCAGAUGGAACUAUCGAUGGCACUAAAGAGGAAGAGAGUACCUACAGUGAGUAUUCACCUUGGAAAUGGUUUGUUUGUGCAGUCUACAAGUCCAUAUGAAUGGCUUAAAAAACAACAACACCAAAUCCAAUGCCUGUUUUGGAGAUAGCAUGUGGCAGAUGGAAUCAAGGCAACAUCAUUAUUGUCUGUGUGUUUGCUGUUCAACCUUCUGUACAAAAACACUUGAAUGUUCGAUGAACCAGUGGAGGUAGUGGUGGCUUCUGAAAAACCUGUGCAAAUGUUAUCUCCAUAGAGAUCUGGAGGGUUUCAUCUCUUUGCUUUGGAUCUCAUUAGGUUUUUGUUCUCCACCCGGAGAAAGUUUUCUCACUCCCUCAUUUUGCCUGGAAUAAAUCCAAGCCGUUGCUUCUCCAAAAGUACCAGAAACAAAUGAUCCCACCAAGAACUGUGGGGGAGAGGGUGAAGAAACCAGCCCACUUCAUUAAAUUUGCAUGUUCCACACUCUGGUGAUAGACCUCAGAUUGAUUCUGCUUUCACUUUCUUCUCUGUCUUCAGAGUUGGAUUUAGUCAGGUGAAAAUAUCCAGUGGGAAAAUGUUUUUUCCUUACACAAAUAUGUCCAUAAACCUUUGAAUCAUUUGUUUGUUGGAGGGUGGGAGUUAUCCCAGCACAGCUUUCCUUCAGGAGUCUGUGUUCAUGACAAUUAUUUUAAAAACAUUAUUUUAUUAUUAUUAUUAUUUAUUUAAUUUAAUACCGCCCAAUACCCAAAGGUCUCAUAGUUCAAGAACAUAGUUCUUGCAGAGAUGGCAGCUGUAGGAAAGCUGAAUUAGUUAUGCACAGUGAUCUGGAAGAGAGCCUCCUUUUUUGUUUUGUUUUUGUUUAUAGGUUCUCCUCCUCUUCCAUGAUCUACCCACUCUUCACCCUGAGGUCAUAGGGUGGACCACAAUAAUUCAAAAUACAACAUUAAAUGCAAUUUAAAACAAAUUGCAAUGACAAUAACUGGAUGGGUCCUAAUGAUACACAUCUCAAGUGUCAAAACUCUUGAAGUAUUCAAGUCCAUUUAAGUGGCUCAUCCACUUCAGCAUUCAGACUUUUGAUCAGGGCCAACCAGGAAGGUUCUGUGUUUUUUGGGGGGGGGAUAUUUUUUAUUUUGCUUUUUAUUGUGUUCUGUAUUUUUAUGUUUUUAUAUUGUGAACUGCCCUGUGAUCCUUGAAGGGUGGUAUAGAAUGAAUGAAUUAAUGAAAUGCCUUUUUUCAAGCACACCUUGUGAUCUUCCUCAGAGAUUCUUCCCUAGGUUUUCCUUGCCAAAGGCAAGUGAUUUCUAGGGAGAGGGUCUUGUUAGUAGUGGUACCUCACAGAUGGAAUGGCCUCCCCAGAAAGGCUCGCCUGGCACCCAGGGCAUGACAUUGAUAGUCACCAAGCUUCUUCUUCUCCCAUGCCUUUUCCAUUAUGAUCUGUCAAACGCUUGUAUUUUUUUGUCAAGUUAUUGGGUUUUAAGGUGGAUUUAAUUGUUUGGGGGGCUUGGUUUUCUGCUAACUUUAGGUGGCUUUCUUUUCCUGGACUUUUUCUGUGUGGGAUUAUUAUUAUUUAAAAAACAUUGUGUGUUUUUGUUUUUUUUAAAAUGUGUUUUUAUUGCAAAAUGGAUUUUCAUUUUAGUCUUGGUUUUAAAUGGCCCAGAGAUCUUGGUUGAAUAGGUUGUAUAGAAAUGCAAUAAAUAAAAUAAUGCUUCAAGGUGGUGCACAAGCAGGGUGUGACAGCAGCAUCACAACUCGGCUGUUGUUCUGCUUUUGCCUAACACAGGUAGUCAGUCACAACUAGAUCUGUCCACCAUGAAUCGGUUGCAAAAAAAAAUAGGGAGCUGCUUAAUAUUGAGUUGGCCAUCUAGCUGAGUGUUGUCUACAUUGGACUGGCAGCGACUGCCCAGAUUUUUAUUCAGGGAGCCUUUCCAUCUCUCUACCUGGAGAUGCUGGGGACUGAACCAUUUAUUACUCAGCGCAAAUGAAGCUUUUCCUGUCAUCUUGUGCUUUGUUAAAGGGAGAGAGUUCACGCAAUCAGUGUUGAAACCCAAAGGGCUGCAUGGACUCCCCUGUCCAUUCUUUGCUCCUCAGGGAGCUGCCUUCCCAAGUUUGUCACGGGAAGGUGGGGAAUCUACUGGCCCGCCCCUCACCUGGACCAUCCCUUCUUCCUCUGCCACAUCCUGCAUGCCUUCUUCUGCCUCAGACUUCCUAGACUCUCCCUUCUCCCAAGGCUCCUGCCUUGCAGGUGGCAUGACACCCUAGAAAAUCGCUGGUCCCAUCUCCUGGGUCACUCCCCCGGUCGCCUGGCUCCACCACACACUCUUCAGAGCCCUGCCAACCCCUAACAACUGUUAUCUAGGUGUUACUCGUAUUCACAUCCAUUUAUUGCAGGGAUGGAGAGCUUCUGGCUCAGCAAAUGUUGCUGAAUCACAACUCCCAUCAGCCCCAGCAAGCAUGGCCAAUGGCCAGGGAUGGUGGGGGUUGUAGCAUGUGGAAGGGGCCAAGUUUCUCCACACCUCCUCUAUUGCUUAUGCCACACUUUUCAUUCUAAAGUGAAGCCCAAUGCAGCUAACAGCAAACAACCCACUCAAAACCAAACAUUGGACUAAUAUUUUUAACCAAAAAAAGAAGCAUAUAUCAAAAUUCAGAGCAAUUCAAAGCCACACUCAUGAGAAAAAAUACAGUAAAUUGAAUGAAUCUAUAUUAAUGAAUUAUUUUGAUGUAAGUUCUGGUCUCAACAAAAGCAAGGGAGGUACCAUGGACAGCUCCAUGGCUCAGGAUGAAGAAUGCAGCAUCAAAACACAGCUUAGAUGUUGCUUCAGCAACAGCUACUCACAGGCCGAGCCUUUUAUAGGAGCUGGAGUUCUGUCUCAAUAAAUGUGGCUUCUUUAAUUUAAGAAGCCCAAGCCUUCUCCAACAAUGGUUUGCUUGGGUGGAGUAAGGAGACUCUGCUUGCCCUGGGCCUUCUGAGAUGAAGUCUUCUGAGUCAGAGGGUGGAGAGAAGGGUACUGGCUGUUAGGGCUUCUCCGGUGCAAGUACUUCUAAGGCUCACACUGAUGGUCCCUCUCCCUCCACUCUGAAUCCCCAGCCUCAUCUCCUGAAGAAAAGUAGCUUGGCUCCAGGAUGCUGUUUCUCCUUGUGAUGAUCCCAUGCUACUGGGAAGUGCAUCUGAAUAGUCUUCCAUUCAGCCACUCCAAAUUUCUGCACCCUCAUAUGUGUGAUGGAUGAGGCAGAUGGAUUGUGGGUAGGCCCCUAGACACUUCUCUCAGCAGUCUGAAUCUGGUGGCUGCUAAAUGUUCAUAGUAGCCAAAGGAAGAACCAGGAGUGAUACCAAUUAUGUUGCGUAUGACAAAAUGUGUUCAUUUUCAAUGAACCUUUUUACCGCUAGCAUAAAUAAUUAGAUUCUCUGUUGGGAAGACAAGUUUAUGUUAAGACCACAUAAUAAAUGGCUGCCAAAAAACAAAAACAAAACCAUUUCCCCCGAAGCUCUGAAAUUAUGAUACACUCUACAGAAGAUAUUGUGGCCAUUCCUCAUGUAGAAACUUUUUGUAACCUGCUUCUCAUUGCUAUUAGGAACUAGCAAAAAUGACCAUGAUAAUGACAGCAGGGUAGAGAGAUUGCCAAAAAGAGGUCUUAUGAGCAUGGUGUACUCCCAUGGUGGGUUCCUAUCUAUGCAGCUCCUUCCCCCACCCUAGAAAACCACUGUCCUACAGAAGUAAUUUUCAGCCAGCCACUUGUAUGGGCUUUUGUAGAUGGCCCCUUAGUUAACCUUGAGAAAGAAGGUUUCGACCUGCCUGUAUUUUAAUCAUAGCCCAGUAGUAGGAAUGGAUAAAGCUGUCAAUUUCAGUGUCUCAUUUCUCUAAUCUUAAACUGAGUUCACCACAAGUCCACAUCAAUUUGUGCAUGGGUGGGGGUUGUGGGGGAGACCUCACAAAAGCAUGGCCAGUUUCCCACACGCACUCUGUACGAGGAUGGCCGGAGGGCAGUUGUGCGCAGGGUGAUGACCAUGGGGACUUUGGGGUUUCAGUGUGCACACAUUUGUCCCAUGUCCAGUACCCUGCCUCUCCUGGGACCUCAAGCAGGGGCAUAGGAAGAGGGGUGUGGGAUGUGUGGACCGCCCCAGGUGUCAUCCUGAAGAGGGGUGACAUUCGGCACGCCCCCCCCCGCCCACUACUCCCCCAAGCCCAGCGAGCGGCAAGUGGCGCAGCAGCUGCUGUGGCUCUCCCCCUUUCCCCGGCUUACUGUAGGCUUGGGAGUCAUGGGGGGGGGCCCCCUGUGCUGAGAUCAGCCCCUGGGAGGAUUGCGCAGCCGCACCGAGAUCGGGCACUGGGGUGGAUCACACAGCGCGCUGAUCAGCUCAGCUCCGCCACUGACCACAAGGAAAGACUUCUGUCUGUGCCUCUGAAAAGCUGCUUCCAGUCAGUGCAGAUAACACUGAGCCAGAUAGGCCAAUAGUCUGACUCAGUAUAAUGCAGUUUCUGGGUGCCUGUAUCUGGUUUCUAUUCACAGCACUUGGCUCUUUGGAAGAACUGAUGGAUGACGGAUACCUGGCUGCACCGGAAAGUUUUAUUGUAUCCAACUCAUGGCUUAUGUAUUUUAACAAAAUGUAUUCUAACAACUGAUAAAUAAUAAUUGAUUUUGUGUUAGCUUUAGUGGCUGAUACUGCCUAUCUUCUACCGAAGCUGAAAUGUCAUUAUAAUGUCAGCAUUAUUGAAAUGAACUGUUGCAGAAUUGGGUCAUUUGUUUGGAUUGCUGUAUUAUCAUGUUUUGAAAUGAAUUGGUUGCAGGCUGUUGCUGCAAGGGAGAUGCUUUGAUAUGUAUUGCUGUUAUUGACUUGCUGUCUAAGGUGCUCCUAAGGUUCCUAAGUGCUGGAAAGACCUGGGGCCCAAAUCUGCAAAAAAUUACACCUGCUGAUUUAUAUGGGUACAUGCAGAUCUAGGUCAACUUUCGAAGAGAAACAAACAAACAAGUGCUGCCUUUUGCUGCCAGGUUUUCCUUGAGCUAUAGAGCACCAGCUGAGUUUUCUGAGUCCCAUGCACUCUAUGUGGUCUGUGUCCCACCUGCAGUCUAUGCACAACACAUAGAAUAUUAGUAUGGACAUUUGGGUUCUUUUUUUAUAAAAAACAAAAACCUGUUGAUUGUAUCUGUAUUUUAGAAUUGUUAUCCUGCCUGAUGCCUUUCAAAGUCUGUCUCUUGCUCUUUAAAAAUAAUAAUGUUCUAUAUGGUUUUAUGUUAAUGGCUUAGAUGAUUUGCUUAUUUAUGAUUAGCGGUAUAUACAUUUUGCUAAACGGACUGCUGCAUAUCUAUGUACUGAAACCAAAGCAAGUACCAUCCAAAAUCUAACAUGUCUUUUGGUUGCUCACUGACCCUCUCACACAUACACAUACACAUCUAUAUCCUGUAUGGGCCAUAUUUGAUAAGUGUGUGGGGCUGACCACCUGUCAAUCACCUUCCAUCACAAUGAAGUCAGAUGCUGCGGUGCUUUGAAGCCCCGGCAACCAACUGAUCAUUGGGACUGCUUCUGGGACUUCCAAAGGUUCUCCUCCUCUGCAUUUUAGUUAUUUGUCCCCUAUUUUAUUUGAUUUCCUAUCCAUGCUUUAUGCAGGGUGGGUUGCAACCACAAUAAACUAGGCAAUUAUGCAACAAAUCUAUCCCCACCACAGCCCUUUGAGAUUGGUUAGGCUGAAAGACUGUGACCGGCUGCUGGCAUCCCAGGCCCUGGUCCAAUGCUCUAACUGCAGGAGGGGAGGCGUGAACACAGAUUGGCAGGGUACCUACCGACUAGAUGAAGGAUCAACCAUCCUCGAAAUUCAUGUAAUCAUAUGCCUAUCAGUGGCUAUUCAACAACAACAAAAACCCCGCAAACAAACAGAGGAGGGGUUCAUCAUGUGUAAGUAACAAAGGAAGAAGUUGCAGGAACCCAAGUGAGACUGAAAUUAUAUCAAAAAUAAUGAUUUAAACAUGAACAUAUGUGGGUAUAUGCUUAUUUUAUUUAUUUAUUAUUUAACAGGAUUGAUGCUACACCUGACUGUAGGAAAACCUCUAAGGAAUAUUGAAAUUAUCAAUAAAAACACUUAAAACAAUUAAAAACCUUCAAAAAUAAUAACAAGUUUUUUUAAAAAAGGAAAAAGAUUAAAGCACACCAGCUCAAUGUGCCUGGAUAGGCUUGCCUGAACAAGAAUAGUUUUAGGAGGUGCCAAAACAGUGCAGCAAAGCUGCCUCUCUGAUGUGAAUAGGCAGGGAGUUCCAGAAAUUGAUUCCUUGCAAGUACAGAGCAAGUAUAGUUGUGUACUGGUAACAGUGCCAGUUCCGCAGAUAAAAAUGAUUCAGUGGGCACAUAUGGGGUAAAUUCAUCCCACAUUUUGUAAAAAAUACAAAAUGUUAAAAUACAAAUUCACCAAAUAAGAAAAAAUGGUGUUCUCUGUGAAUCAGAUACUAAUUGAUACUAAUUGAUAAGAUGUCUAGAAUUAUAUCUCAGGAUAUGCUACUUGUGAAUAAUUCUCCAAUUUGAUUUUGAAGCAACAUGAAGCGAAGUUUAAUCUUGGAGCUCUCGUCCUUAAUUAUCUGUAUUGCAUGGAGAACUUCAUUGUUUUUCAUACAGUGGUUAUAUUUUGGAGAAUUUGUAUUUUUGUAAUUUUGCAUUUUACACAUGCAUACCCAAGUGUUUGCAUAUAUAAUUGUUCAUGUUCAAAUUAUUGUCCUUUCUGAUAUCAUUUCAUUGUCACUUGGGGCUCAUGCAGCUUUGUCUUUUCCUACUUAUCAGUGGCUAUUUGCCACAAUGGAGAUGCAGAACCUCCAUGGUCAGAGACAGUUUAUCUCUGGAUACAAUUUUCUAAAGAGCGACAGUGACAAGAGUUUCCUUAAGGGCUUCCUGUAGGCAUCUGUUUGGUUGCUGUUGGAUGCAGGAAGCUUGCAUAUAUGGAUCCGUGAAAUGAUCUUAUCUGUUGGGGUUCUUCCCCCAUUCCACCCCCAAGAGAGUUGAUUAGCUUGCCUUUGCUCCUUUAUAAAGGGUGUGUGUGGAUGCCCUGCCAUGCUACUUUGCUUUAAAAAAAGAAGCUCAUAUUAAAUAUUCACAAAAUGUCUCCUUCAAUGAAAGAUUUGAAGUUGUUGCUGAAAUCUGGAGAGGUUAACUUCCUUCCUUCUUCCUUCUUCCUUCCUAGCUUUGUUUAACCUCAUACCUGUGGGUUUACGAGUGGUGGCAAUUCAAGGCGUCCAAACAAAACUGUACUUAGCCAUGAACAGCGAAGGAUACUUGUACACAUCGGUAAGUGUCAACUGUAUUCCACACUCUUGGUUUAUUUAUCCUGUCUUGUGUGUGUCAGAAACCCAGGCCCCGGAAACAAUGUAAUGAUGCUUAUUUGGUGCAACAAUGGGGGAUAGGAGCUGCUCUUUGGAAGUGGUUUAUUGCAGCGUGCUUCUCUGCUGAGUGUGAAAAUGGGGUGGGAUGGGUUUUUUUUUUUUUUUUUUGCAGAAUUGCAGCUGAAUCCUUUGCCUUGUACCUUAUGUAAACCCUCUUACUUGAUCUCCCAUGCUAAGUUUGGAUAAUUGGCAGGAAACUGCACAGGGGAAUGAAUUUCGUAACUCAAAAGAGAGGCACUUUCUGUUGUUAAGGCUGUUACGAUGUUGCUAAGCAGACUACUAAAAAUGUUUAUUGACUAAUGGAUCUGCACCCCACCCCCCAAAAAAACCCCACCAAGGGCAUUAUCCAUUAUUUAUUUAUUUGAAUUUAUAUGCCACUUUUUAUCCAAAGAUCCCAGGGCUGAGCACUACAUUAAGAACUUAAUUUAUGCAGUACAAUAAUUACCAUAUUUUUCGCUCUAUAAGAUGCACCAGACCACAAGACGCACCUAGUUUUUGGAGGAGGAAAACAAGAAAAAAAAUAUUCUGAAUCUCAGAUGCCAGAACAGCAAGAGGGAUCGCUGAGCAGUGAAAGCAGCAAUCCCACUUUCUGUUCUGGCUUCUGGGAUAGAUGCGCAGCCUGCAUUCACUCCAUAAGACGCACACACAUUUCCCCUUACUUUUUAGGAGGGAAAAAGUGAGUCUUAUAGAGCAAAAUAUACGGUAAAAAAUGAAAUCCACAGCAUAAUGAUGUCAUAAUAAGUCACUGUCACCAACAGUAUAUCUGGAACCUAUUCAUAAGAACAGAAGAAGAGUUUGGAUGCUGGAUCCAUCCAAUGACCCAUCUAGUCCAGCAUCCUGUUCUCACAGUGGCUGAUCAGAUGCUACAGGGAUGCGGGUGGCACUAUGGUCCUAAACCACUGAGCCUCUUGGGCUUGCUGACCAGAAGGUUGGCAGUUCGAAUCCCCGUGAUGGAGUGAGCUCCCGUUGCUGUGUCCCAGCUCCUGCCAACCCAGCAGUUCGAAAGCAUGCCAAUGCAAGUAGAUAAAUAGGUACCGUUGUGCAGGGCCGGAUUUAGGUUUGAUGAGGCCCUAAGCUACUGAACGUAAUGGGGCCCUUUAUGUGUCCAGCUGUCCUUUGUCAACAACAAUUUUUUGCUGUUUUUUGUGUUGAAUAUAUGCUAUAUAGUAAUUUAUGGACCUAUACAGCAUAAAACACUGUUGCUGUAUGUAGGUUUUAUUUGUUUUUUAUCUUAUAUUUUGGAAAUGUAUAUCCAGGUGUUUUUUCCUUUAAUUUUUUUGGGGACCCCAAGAGAGUGGGGCCCUCAGCUAUAGCUUGUUUAGCUUAUAUGUAAAUCUGGCACUGUCACUGUGGUGGGAAGGAAAACGGCAUUUCUGUGUGCUCUGGUUUCUGUCACGGUGUCCCAUUGUGCUAGAAGUGCUUUAGUCCUGCUGACCACAUGACCCAGAAAGCUGUCUGUGGACGAACGCCGGCUCCCUCGGCCUGAAAGUGAGAUGAGUGCAGCAACCCCAGAGUCACCUUUGACUGGACGUAACUGUCCAGCGGUCCUUUACCUUUACCAGGGAAGCCCAUGAGCAGAACCUGAGGACCUCAGUCUCAGGCUAGAAGUAACAGGCAUUUUGAGAGUGGUUAUGUUUAACAUCAAGGUCCAGGUUCGUCUGUAGAAAGCAAGCUAGUCAAUUACAGAAUCUGGUUAUGUGGCCAUAUCCCAAAUUCAGAGUUGGAGAUUAGGGAUGAACAGACUGGUAUUCCGUUAUUGUUCUGACAUUCUGAUAUUUCUUGGGUUCUGAUAUGUUUGAAUUCCAUCAGGAAUAAAUGUUUUUGUAAUGUUGGCAUUUGGAUUCUGAACAUACGUCCUCAGUGCAAUACUUAAUAAAAACAAAAACAAAAAACAACAACUGUAUUUGCAUGGAAAAACAGAGAAAAGUGACUUUUAUUGUUGCUAGGUUUUUUUUUAAAAAAGCCAAAGCAACGAAUCUCCAAAAAAGAGAGCCUGCAAUCGCAGAGCCGAAUAAUCCUAAACAGCUAUUAAAAACAUAAAUAUAUAAAUAUAUGCCAAAUGCAAUGCCAAAACCCUUGAAAUAUGACUCAAGAAAAAACACAGGUUACAGCAUUUUGAGUUCAGUGCCAGUAAGCGUAUCCCAUGAAGUGGAACCUCAAAAGGGGAGGGGGGGAGAGAGUCCUGCAGAGGUGGAUUUCUUCUACGUCAUCCACGAGUUUUUCUGUAAUCCUCACAAGUUUAUACUUUCACGGUGCACUUUUAUACUUGUCUACCCAUUGAGUUCUAUGGGAUUUAUUUCCAGGUAAAUGUACAGCUUAAAUGUAGCGAUGAAUGGGGAUGAAUCUCCAGUGAUUUCUCCUGGCGAAGUGGCAAUCACACUUCUGGAGCUGAAGCAGUUUUGUCUCACCCACCCAACCUGAUAUCAUAAUUUGACAUGAUUUUAUUGUGCUCACCAUGUAUAUAUGCUUAAUGUAUUUGUAAACUGCACUGAGAUCUUUCAGGUGGUAAGCAGUCUAUAAAUGGCAAUAAUAGUAAGUGCAUUGAAUCUAUGCCCAUAAAAUAUGAGGUGCGACUACAUAACAGCAAAUGGUAAAUAUGUAUUGAGGAUGGAAGGGGAGCUUGGAAAGAAGAUAGUGUUUUGUUUUCACUUAAACAAAUGAUUGCAACCAAAGUGUUUUGCUUGCAGCUGGUGUGUAAGGGUGCUUUGAGCUAUUUUGAGUGUGAGGUUGAUGUUUGCACCUGCUGUUAGUGCUGGUUGUUUCUUUACUGGGUUGAGGUUGUGCAGUGCAAUGCAUAUUAUUAUGAUGUAGUCAGGAAUGAGUGGGUGGAAGUAGUUUUAUAUCCUCCAAGGCAGGGCUGCCCCACCCAUGAGUCAAGGUGAGAUGACCACCUCAGGAGGCAGGAUCCGCAUGGGCAGCAGAUCCAGCCUCCAAGGAAUGAAUCACCCGCUGCUGCUGCUGCUGCUGCUGCCAAGUGAAAGAACUGCACUGGCUGCAGAUGGGGUACCAGCCAAAUUCAAGGUGUUAAUUCUAGCAAAUAAAUCCCUAGGAGGCCUGGGACUCAAGUACCUAAAGUGCAUCUUCUCCCAUAUCAUCCAUCUCAGAUCUUACAAUGGUAGUAGUUCUGCCACUAGGGUUGAGUAGUUGAUGUUAACCCACAACAGGGCCUUUUUGGUGGUGGUUCCCCAUUUGUGGAAUGCCCUUCCUGUGGAGGUGCAUCUACCUCCUUCACUACUGGCUUUCAGGAGAAACAGUAUAACAUUGCUGUUUACCAGGACAUUUGAUGGUUUGAAAGACACUGUUCCAAGCAACCCUGAGAUUCUUGCCUGAGAUGUUUUUUAAAACUGUUUUAUCCUUGCCAUGUCUGCCAGCCUGCGCUCAUUCAGGAUGAAUUAUUGUUAUUGUUAUUAUUGGCAAAAGAUUUAAUCACCUCCCUGGUGUUACCUAGGGAGGUGCUUGGGCUUCACUGAAUCUGCUAGGAGAAGAUAAAUCCAGAGGUUUCUGGUGCAUAUAGCCACCGACUGACUUUCUGUGCAGCAUCAGCUAUGUUCAGCCCAGGACUUCCCAUCUGCUCUUCUCUAGAGCUUCUUUUCAUAGGCUGUAGGGGAGGAAGAAAAUUCUAAGGCAGGGAAGGUUGAAAACCUUUGUUCCCCCUGAUAUUGUUGGACUACAACUCCCAGCAUCCCUAGCCAGCAUGACCAAUGGUAAGGGUUGAUGGAAAUGGUGGCUCAGCAGUACCCGGUGAGUCAGGGUUUCCCCUGGGUACAGUACUGGACUGGGAGUGACAAGAUCCACUCACCCACAAAGACCUCACCUACCUCAAUGGGUUCUUGUUGUGAGGAUAAAAUGGGAAAGGGUUAAGAUGAGCAGUGGAUGCCAUCUCAUGCUCUUUAGGAGAAAGGAUGGGAUGAAAAUGCAAUAAAUCAGUGGACAUUAGCAAUUGCCAACAAAUGGAACUUCUAUGUGCCAUGGCAGCCUAUCUCUGACUACUAUAUCUUGGGGGGGGGGGAGCAGGACAAGGUGUUGCCUUCAUGGGGACACCAGAGGCAUCUAGCUAGCCACUAUUGAAAACAGGACACUGCAGUAGAUGGGCGUGGGGCUCUUCUUAAAUUCUUGGAGAGUUAGAAUCCGCUUAACUGUACACCUUUGAAAAGGAUUGCUUUAUGCAGUGACCUUAUCAUUUGCCUUAUUUUAAAGGAAAGGGACCUGAUGAAUAAAUGAUCUUGGACUUAGGAGGUUGGUAGGUUUUUUGUUUUUUUUUAAGGAAAUGGCUUCUUCCCCCCUCCCCCCACUUGCUAAUUGGAAGUUUUUUUUUCUCAUUCCAUUCUGACAGUUUGCUCAGGUUUGCCCGUGCCCCAGCGCAUAGCAAUUAGCAUGCCGGGCUCCUCCAGCAAGGAGCCUUCCGCAGCUCAAGUGAAAGCAGUGGCACGGUGGCUGGUUAUGGAGCCUGCUGAUCCGUAAUCGGGAAUGGGGUGGAAUUAAGGCUGUGGAGUGUGAUGAAUGUGUGGGCUGCCAAGGCUUGUGUUUGACAGAUAGAUCUUUCUAGAGAUUUCUCACAUCUGCAAAUUGCAGCCAAAAAAAGAUGCUGCUGGUAGAAUCACAAAAAAAGAAGGGGGGGGGGGACAGAGAGAGCUCCCCGGCAGAGAGAAGCAGCUCAAGUGCAACUGACUCAACGAUUGUAGGAGCAUCAGAAGCCACCUUAGACUGAGUCAGACCAUUGGUGCAUCUAGCUCAAUAUUGCCUAUGCGGACUGGCAGCAACUCCCCAGAGUUUUGCUUCCAACUCUGCCUGAAGGUGCCUGAAUUGAACCUGGAACCUUCCACAUGCAACACGUGUGCUCCACCACAUGGCUGCAGCUCUUGCUCUCAAAAAGAAGCUAGGAGUCUAGUCCACAUUGUUAUUACUUAAGAGGGAACAGAGGAAGCUACUGGCUUACAUUGAGUCAGACCAUUGAUCCAUAUUCUCUGCACCCAUUAUCAGCGGUUCUCCAGGAUUUCAGACUGAAGGCAUUCCUCCCUGGAGAUGCCAAGUUUCUAAGGUUGGGUCCUUCUGCACACAAAGCAUUUGCUCUGCCAUGGAAGUGUGGCUCUUCUACAUUACACAAUCUCUGUGAGCUACUUUUGCACAUUACAGGUGGGCUUUGGUGGCAGAGCUUUGGUUCAAUGGAGUGGCUGUCUUUGGCCUUGGACUUAAUGGCCUCAUGGGGCUGGAUUUUAGACAGCUAUGUGCAACUGUGAUUUCACUCGCAACCCUCACUAUUCCAAUUUCUCUUCUUCCUUCCUUCCUGCCCCACCCCACCCUGUGCCAUCCUUUGCUUUAUCAUUUCUGCUUCAUUCCGGAUAGACUUGUGCAAAGCACUGACAAAAAGAAAAAUGUUGCCACCCCUGAAUUGUUUCUUCAAAGGAAAUAAUUUGAGCCUGUGCUGUUUUGCACCUUAGCUUAAAUCAUAGCACGAUCAGGACUAGGGGAGUAAAAUGGCAAGCAGGAUUUUCCUCAAAGGCCUCAGGUGUACUAUGCAUUUAAAACAGCAUGAUGCCACUUUAACCAGUCAUGACUUCCCCCAAAUAAUUACGUUAAGAGUGUUGAGAGUUGUUAGGAGAUCCUCACAAAGUCACAAUUCUCAAAAUUCCCUUGGGAAAGGGAUUGGAAAUCAAACUGCUCUGAGAACUGUAGCUCUAUGAGGGUAAUAAGAGUCUUCUAACAACUUGCAGCACCCUUAACAAACUACAGCUCCCAGGAAUAUUUGGGGGGAAGCUGCAACUGGUUAAAGUGGCAUGAUACUGCUUUAAAGGUGCGAAAGGUGCUACCAAUAGUGCAUUAGUUGUAGAUUUAUAUUGUCUGCAGAUUGUUCCACUUCCAUUAGUUCUGGUGUCUGGAGGGGGCAUAUCACAACAAAAUCAGUCAAACAACCCCCAGAAUGUUUGUCGUUUGAAAAUUUAUGGGGUUUUAGCAGGAAGUUACAGGAUAUGCAAUGAUUGGAAAUGAAGCAGUUUGUCCACACUGAAACCUUAGCAGGCACAGACAGUAUGGAAAGAGGGGCUGUGUUUGACCAGCCCUAAAGUGCAAGUAGAUCAAUAGGUACCACUCUGGCGGGAAGGUAAACGGCCUUUCUGUGUGCUGCUCUGGUUUCUCCAGAAGCGGCUUAGUCCUGCUGACCACAUAACCCAGAAGCUGCACACCUGCUCCCUCGGCCAAUAAAGCGAGACGAGCGCCGCAACCCCAGAGUCAUCCACGACUGGACCUAAUGGUCAGGGGUCCCUUUACCUUUACCUUUAUAGUAUCAUGAGCACAAAUCUUUAUGAAUGCACAAUAAAGAGGACCUCAGGAGGGGCCCUUCCUGAGUGUAAUAUUAGAGAAUUGGCAGGAAUCUCUUUUCUUUCCUUGGAGGGAGAGUUGCAUGCAUUUCAAGAGACUCAAGGGGAGAAAAAUCCCAGCUGCCUUUUUACCCUGUGCUUGUGCAGUACAGGCAGAAGAGCGAUGUUUCAAUUGUUCCAGCCAGGAAUUCGCUUGUCGAAGGGAUGUUUCUAUAUGAAGCCAAUUAUCUCCCUCUAAGUAGGGAGGGUUUUACCCUGGUUUUUCUUUUCUUUUCUUAAAAAAAUCCUCUGGAUUCAUUCUGCAAUAGGUCAUUGCAGAGUCGACACUGCAAACAAUGUCUGCACAAGUUCCAUUUCUGUUGCUUUCUUCCAGAUGCAAACCCGUGACUUUGGCAAUGGUUUGGACAGUGAACAUUUCCUGUCUUGUACUGGUUUAUCCAACUCAAAACUGUCUGCAGUGACUGGCAGUAGCUCUGUGGGAUCUUUCCCUCACCUACCUGAAGGUGCCAUUGGAGAUUAAGCCUGGGGCAUCGAAAGGAGGUGUCCAACCACUGAGCUAUGGUUCAUUGGCUCUUUCUGAGCUUCUCUUGUGCUGGUUACCAUAGAAUCAUAGAAUUGUAGAGAUGGAAGGGACCACGAGGGUCAUCUAGCCCAAUCCCCUGCAAUGCAGGGAACCUGCCUGCAGGGCCACUUGUUGUUUGCACAAAACAGACAAAGCAAAGUGGAGAGGAACAUUGUUUUAUGCAAAGGAGCACCUGAGCCCAUGUAAGGCUAACAUUCCCAUUACAAAGCUGACCAGAAAUAUGCAGCUAAAGAACCAACUGGCCACUUCCGCUCAAUGUGUGAAAUUCAACCUAAUCAAAUCUCCCCUCCCACCAUGUUCCUUCCUUCUUGAUUACAUUUGUAUCCCAUCUUUCCUUCAAGAAGCUUAAGAUGGCAUAUGGGGUUCCUCCCGCCACUCCCCCAUUUUAUCCUCACAAUGACCCUUUGAAGUAGGUUAGGCCAGGAGACAGCCACUGUCCCAGUGCCACCCAGUGAACCGCACUGGCUCUUGGUGGCUUUUAAUACAUUCAGUGGCGUUUCCUUCCCCUCUUGUCUUUCCUCUUCCUUUGGCAUUUUCUGUUUUUGAGAAUUUCAUGCAACUUCUGUGCAUUUCAUUUCAUUUCAUUUUAAAACAACAAACCUACCCACCCCCAAAUCACAUUCAGAGUAGUAAAUGAAAAGCCAGUUACAGUCUAGAAUUGAUCAACUGCACGCCCACACACUCCUUUUGUCAUUGCAAGGCUGAUGCUUGCAGCUUUUGAGAUGGUUCAAAAAAGAUAAGAAAAAAUCCCUCCCCCCAAAAACUCGGUGCUAGCACAAAGGAAAGGAAGAUCUAACGUACGAGAGAGAGCAAACCUCGUUCUGCCCCUGCCUUGCUAAAGCAGCUCCAAAUGGCCUCAAAAAAUGGAUCUGAUUUGAAUUGAAUAAUGCAAGAAGUGGCACAUCAGCAGAGGUGAGGGUUGCCACAUGCCCAGUCAUGUUCUGCCCCAUCAGAAAUCUCUCUAACACUGGAUCAAAUGGGCAUCCUUAGAAUUUAUCCGUUCUCUCUUCUGUAAGAUUAAAUAAGAACAAAUUCCUGUGGUUCCCUGUGGGGGAACUGUGGGGGAAAGCUAGGCCAGGGUCAGGCACCAUUUUAAAGCCUGAACAGCCUUUUUUUCGGGGCGGGGCCUGCAUGUCUGUAGUAGAUGGAGCUGGAAGUAAAAUUGGGUAAGGGGCUGAAGGUAAAAAUAAUGGGCAGAGCGUCCAGUACAACGGUCACUCCCUAGGCUAUGUUCCAGGCAGGUGAAAGCCAGAGGAUUCUGCACACCCAUUUCUCCAUCUAGGCAAGCAAGAGGCAUGGUCACCAGCCAAGGGCACUUCCAGCCAAGCCAAAGCAAGGCACAGAGGAGGGGCAGUGAGAGAUGGGAACUGAGAACAGACCUGACAGCCAGAUAGGGAGCUAUGGGGAGCCACAUUUGGUUCUGGACCAGAGGUUCUCCACCCUGGAUCUAGGCCUUUCGUGGACUGUGGGAGCAAAGGUUAUCCCAGAUCUGUGUGUGUUUUGCUUCCCGACCAAGUACCUUAUAGGAAUGAGAGAAAGAUUCAGUUCACAUUAAAAGUGAAUCCCUCUCAUUUACAAUAUGCAACCCAAAACAUGGUCAUCCUUUAAGAGUUGCACUUCUCUGAAUUUUGCAAUGCAGUUCUCCAGUUAAGUUGUGUGUACAAAAAUGCACAAACUAUGUUCAAGUUGUACAUGCAAAUGCAUAUAUUAAUGAAAGUAGCACACACAAAAUGCAAUGUAUUUGGGGACUUGCUUUGUGCAUUAGCCAAAUUGCAUGCAAAAAUAUGUGUUCAGGCACACCUCACAUUAUUAUGUUUUGCUUUCUUGCACUUUGCAGAUAUUUCUCCUAAUGGGGACAUGGGUGCAGCUGCAGGCAGCCUGGCCGCUUCCAGGGGAAGGAAGCCCACCCCCUCCACCACUGCCCCUCUUCUGGCCAAGGGAGUGGAGCUGGCUAUGGCUGGAGCCAGGUUUUUUGCCUCCUGCCCCUGCAGCCAAGGGCCAUGGCUUAAUGGACUGCAGUAUAGUAUAAACAUAACUUUUCACUGGAAAACAAAGAAACAAACAAAAAAGUGUGGCUCACUUUAUUGGAAUAUUUGCUUUAUUGCAGUGGUCUGGAACUGAACCAGCAGUAUCUCUGUGGUAUGCCUGUAUAUUGUAUUAUUGCAUUACAGUUUGAAUUCCAUAGAGUUGAAAUUGUAAUAUAAUAAAAUACAAUAUAAGAAGCAAUAAAUAUGCAGUUAGAAACCAGUGUUGAUAUUUAACAUGAUCACCAUCUCUCUUCUUCAACCACAAAUCCACAGAUGCCAUGGACCACCUAAAUGAAGUUUGUAGGGCAUUGGUGGACCAAGGAUCACAGUUUGGGGACCCUUAUCCAAGAAAGUUAGGCAACCAGGAGUUUGAACCACCACAUGCAUGCGGACAACCCCACUAGGUCCAUUGUUUUCAUUACACAUGCAUUUGCAAAUUCAUCUGAGUUGCACAUGGCUUUGAAAUCCUUCAUGGAUAAGAAUUAUCUCUGCAAUGCAUAAUGGAGCAGUGAGAGAGAGAUAUAUCAUAGGUGCUUGGGGGUAUGUGCAAGAAUCUUCACCCCCCACUCCCCACUGCCCAACACAUCCAAAUCCUCCAUAAAGGAAACUCUGAAUUAUGUGUCAAAAAAACACACAAAAAACCUAAUGCUGUACUCUGAAUAAACAAGCCAGACUGCAACAUUCAUUUCAAUUGCUUCAUUUGAGACCUGGAAGAAAUUGCUAUAUUAGUUUUGGCCCUUUGAGUACUAUUUAUUACUUUUAAUUGUACAAUUAAUAGCUGACAUUAAAAGAAAACUUAAAUGCAAAUAACAAGAACAGCCAGAUAUCAAUCAGAAAAGCAAAGUUAAUUGUCUCCAAAUUAAACUGAUAAUGAGAAGAUCUCUCCACAUUAGGAUGUCUUUGUCCAAUAUAAUCAAUAGGCAUCAACAGCACCUAUUGGGAGGGUCUGAAAUGGUGGUGAUGAGCAUCUGCAAACCCUGGAAACAGCUCAUAUGGCAAAAUGUUCAGUAGAACUGGCUCUGUUGAUCAGCUGCUUCAAUUUCUGUGGGAUUUUCUUUUUCCCCAGUGGUCAGGUAUUUAUUUUUUUCAAUUUCUCAUGUAAUUUUUUUCUUAUGACAGUGGUGUCACAAGACACAGAAAGUUGCCUUGUACUGAGUCAGACCACUGGUCUGUCUAGCUCAGUAUUGUCUAUGCUGACUGGCACAAGCUCUCCAAGGUUUGCGGCUGAAGUCUUUCUUAGCUCUACCUGGAGAUGCUGGGGAUUAAAUGUGGAAUCUUCUGCAUACAAAACAGAUGCUGUGCCACUGAGCCAUGGCCCACAUUACAGCCAUAUGAACCUUUGCAUACCAAUAGUAGACCCUUUGGAUUUCCCUCUGCAUGUGAAGACAGGCUUUGGCAGAUUGAAUGGGCAACACCAGUAGUGGGUCCAACAGCCAAGAAGGUGGUUUCUGCAUGUGCUGCAUGUGAGGGGCAGAUGGGGCUUGUAAACCUGGGAAGUUAGCUCAUCAGGGAGAAGGAAAAUUCUGAUCCUAAACCUCUGCUGGCUUGUGGGAUAUCUUCAGGAGAAGAAAAGGCUAAGGAGUAAACCCUACACAAAUCGGGAGAUGAGUCUCUAAGGCAGUUGGAUGGUGUCUUGUAUGCCUCCUUCCAGCCACUCCUGCAGCCAAGCUGAUGCCAAACGUCUUGCUCUGCUUUUCUUUGGACCACAUCAGUGAGGCCGAGAGGAGGGUCUUGUCAUCUGGGCAGCUACAGCUUCCAAAUCAACUUGUAACAUAAACAUGUUGAAGCAAUACAAUAUGGAGGUUACCAGAGCAUGGAUCACAGCAGUCUAACCCUGUUCAGGAAUGGUCAUGGUUGCCAUACUAACCAAAGCUGGUAGUAGCCACCUUUUCCCACCAAGGCAAGGCUGCCCCACCCAUGAGGUGGACUGAAACAGCCACCUCGGACUGCAGAAUCCAUGGCAGUUCCCCUGUUGGCACCCUGGGGCAGCUUCUAGCAAGAUCUCAUGAGAUUUUUCUGGAAGACACAGCCACUGAGCAACCCUGAUAAGCAAGGCUUCAGUAGGGGAGGCGACACCUUCCCAUUUGGCCUCAGGCGGCAAAAUGGGAUGGGUCACCCCUGCACCAAGGUGACUUGGGCCUGAAAGAGAUGGAUCCAAGAGCACCCCCAAACUAUGCAUAUGGAUAAAUUGAAAUCCAAGAGUGUCUUCAGGAAGGGGAUGUUUCAGAUCUUCUGGCUUAAGUUUCUUCAGGACUUGGCUACUUAAUACUUCUUUAAAAGAGGUCUGUGCCACAACCACACCCCCAGAGGAAUUGCAGCCUCCUGAAUCCUGUCAAGCAUCCCCACCCUAUUAGAUAAGAUAAACCAAGAAGGUCAAGGGAUUAGCCAGAGAGAGGAUUAGUCAAUCUGGCAUUGUCCUCACCCUUCAUCUGCAACAACUGAAAGAUGAACCAAAGUUCCAACUCAGAAUAAGGCAAGUUCCUCUACCCAAGUCUGCAAUAUUAUCCACACUUAGCUAUGUUGAAACACCAUUAAACACAGAAGGACUUAACUCGAGGUUACGCAUUUGCAGGAGUUGGCUGUGAGUUGUCCUUCCAAAGCCAUUACUGUUGACAGAUGUUGACUUUUCUGCAGCAUGGAAGCAGAUCUGGAAAGUUUAUCCUCUCUCUUAAUUUUGUAAAUACACAUUGGCAGGGAGUAGUGGUGGUGGAAAAAUAUCCACAGCGUUCAGCUCGAGAAAGCAUUAAUUUAAUAAUGCCAAUUUGCUCAAUUAAGUGAGGAAAACAUAUUUUUGUAUUUGCAAAUUCUGUCCUGUUAAUAUAUAUCUCCCCCUCCCCUCCUUGUUGGCAUGUGCGCACAUUCUGCUUCUCAUUUAAUCUUGUUUGCUUUGAAAUUAAGUUUUUCUGCGGCUUCCGAUUUAAAUAACAAAUUCCAGCUUUCUGUUGGCUUUAAUUUUUUGCUUUUGAAACCGUGACAUUUCUGACAAUCAUAGUCCUCUGAAAUUAUUGAUUUUUAUUUUUUGGGUAGAAAUUAAAUGUGCAAAUGAGCAUGAUGGUGAUUUAGGCAGAGGAAGACUAUGGUCUGUGAACACAGCUCUUGCUGGGAAGCUGGUUAACGGAUUUGCCACAAAUAGAUAUCAGCUCUGAGCCUGCUGUCAGAGCUUCAAAACUAAUAUUUCUGUGCUGACUUGCCUUGGUGUGUUAAGAAGCCGAAAGAAAAUGCUCUCUAAGAAUGUGAGAAGAGCCCUGCUGGAUUAGCCCAAAGGCCAUUCUAGUCCAGCAUUCUGUUAUCACAGUGGCCAACCAGAUGGCUUAAUCAGAAGCCCUCUAGCAGAAUGUGAGUGCAACAGCACUCUCCCCAGUUGUACUAGUGUGCAACUGGUAUUUAGAGGAUCUGAGAGUGGAGGAAGAACAUUGCAUUAUCCUCCAUGAACUUCUUUGACCCUCUCUUGAAGCCAUCCAAGAUGGUGGCCAUUGCUGCAUCUUGUUGGAGCAAAUUCCAAAGGCUUAAUUAUCUGCUUUGUGGAUACGUUUUUCCUUUGAUCUGUUCUGAAUCUUCUAACAUUGGAUUUCCCUGUGUUCUAGCACUGUGAGAGGGAGAGGAAACCCCCUCCCCCCCACUCUGCUAUCUUCACACCAUGCCUACUUAAAUACAAUGGUACCUCGGGUUACAUACGGUUCAGGUUACAGACGCUUCAGGUUACAGACUCUUCUAACCCAGAAAUAGUACCUCGGGUUAAGAACUUUGCUUCAGGAUAAGAACAGAAAUUGUGCUCUGGCGGUGUGGCGGCAGCAGCAGGCCCCAUUAGCUAAAGUGGUGCUUCAGGUUAAGAACAGUUUCAGGUUAAGAACGGACCUCUGGAACGAAUUAAGUACUUAACCCGAGGUACCACUGUACAUGCUCUUCCUGUCUCUCCUCCUCUUUUAUUCUAAACUAAUGUGACCACUAGAUAUUGUUAGAUUACCCCAUCCCUGGCCAUUGGGGGCAAUGAGAGUUGUUGUUGUCCGAUGACCUCUGGAAGUCACCACACUGGCUACUCCUGAAUCUAUACCUUAAAAGUAGGAGUUCACUUUUUUGGAAAAAUAUGCACAGAGUAGUCAUCAGAGGGUGGGUGCUUCACAAGAUGCCCAUUCUAAUUAUUGGUAGGGGUGGAUCAGCCUAUUUAUAUGCUCCUGACAUGAAUGCACUUCCAUUUCUGGAUGCAAAACUGGGCUCCUAGAUAUCUUCAACUUUUAUUUGAAACUGUGGGCCUGGUUCUCUUGACUGGCAUUUCUUCUAAAGUUUCAGUCUACUAACUGCUUGGGGUUGUUGGCCAUUUUAGAUCUCCUGCUCCUCUUUAGUUGCUAAUUUCAUUUCUUCAUUUUUGGCUAACCAUUGCCUUUAUUUAAUCAAGACAUACAUAUCUGUUUCUGUAAGAUGGGACAUUUUCCAAUUUUACUGGUGUAAGAGAUGGUCAUUCUCACCAUUUACCUUGUGGUAUUGAUAUUGGUAUGUCAGAGCAUUAGUAAAUGUUAUGACAUUUUCCAUUGCAGUGGUGCCCCGCAAGACGAAUGCCUCGCAAGACGGAAAACCCGCUAGACGAAAGGGUUUUCCGUUUUUGAGUUGAUUCGCAGGACGAAUUUCCCUAUGGGCUUGCUUCGCAAGACGAAAAUGUCUUGCGAGUCUUGAGAUUUUUUUUUCGCUUCCCCCCCCUUUUUCUAAGCCGCUAAGCCGCUAAUAGCCUUUUAGCAGCUAAGCCGAUAAGCCGAUAAACCUUUAAUAGCCGCUAAACCGCUAAUAGCGCUAAUCCGCCAAGCCGCUAAUAGGGUUGCUUCGCAAGACGAAAAAACCGCUAGACGAAGACACUCGCGGAACGGAUUAAUUUCGUCUUGCGAGGCACCACUGUAAUACUCUUGAUCUGGUGUCUCACUAAUGAGACUGAGAGAUGAGGCCAGGGUGGGGAAACCUUUUUUCAGUCUGAGAGUCACAUUCCCUCCUGGGAAACCUUCUGGGGGGCCACAUACCAAUGGUGGGCAGGGCCAGAGGUAAAAAUGGGUGGAGCAAUGGGUGUGGCUCUUGCUUUUUUAUGGCCGGUUGCAUUCCAGCCACACAAAAUUUGGAGGUUUCCAUGCACACCAAGACAUCUCUCCGUUCUUCAUCCAGGCAAGCAAGCAAGAGGCAUUCUCAUAGCUCAACACAUUCCAGCCAGGGAAAAGCACUCAAGAAGGGUGUGGAGCAAGGCUGGCAGUGGACACAGCCUGGGGAGAAGGCAUUGCCUGCAAGAGUACCAAAGGCCAUAUAGAAUCUCCAGAGGGCCACAUUUGGCUCCCAGUCCUGACAAUCCCCGUCCCUAGGCUAGGCACAUUGGGCUGCAUUUGAAUCUACAAAGUAGGAGCUUACCAGGGGCCCAAACAAGCCAGUCAACGGGCUCCCCAUGUGACCACAAUGUGCAAGCAGUUUUCUCCAGGAAAAAGUGGAAAUGUUUUGUUUGCGAGUUUUCUUCUUCCUCUGGAUUAAUCUUUAAGGAGAUUUGAGCAGUCCCAGAAGGAGGGUAAACAAGUCGUGCCGUUAUUUAGAUUGGUAUCUCUUGCAAGCUUGCAAGCCACUGUUGCUUUCUCUCCUUUUGAAGGCUUAAUUACCUGUUGGCCCAUUUUUCAAAAGCAUGCCACAUCAAUGCCACUAUCUUUCAUCUCUUUCCUCUUCUCCUCAUAAAUAUUCUUUCUUGGGUGUCAAUGGAGGCUCUUGCCAUGACAAACCUUUAUCUUUUCUAAUAUUGGACUCCGCUUGAUCUUUUCUGAUAUUACAAGGCAGCACGUGGGGGUGGGAAAUCUUCUGGCAGCUCCUACAUAAAUUGUUGUCAUGAUAGAGCCUUCUGUUUUAUUUAUUCAUUUAAGAGAGUAAGAAGAGUUUAGCUGGAUUGGGACCAAAGGCCGCCCCUUCCCCCAGUCCACUAUCCUGUCUCAUGGCAGCCCAACAGGAUUCAUCUGUGAAGCCCACAAACAGGAUCCAAGUGCAACAUCACUAUCCACAACCAUGAUGUCCAAUGAAACAAAAAUAUAAGGCAAGGCCCACUGGAUCAGGCCAAAGGCCCAUCCUUGUCUAGUAUCCUGUACUCACAAUGGCAAGCAGGACCUGAGUGCAACAGCACUCUCCACGCUUCAGAUAUGCAAGGAGGCAGGCAUCCUCUGUCACUGGAGGCAGAACAUAGCCAUUGUUGUUGGUUCAUUUAUUUGCUUACAUUUAUUUAGUUAUUGUCAGUUUUUAACCAGCUCUUCAUCAGAUGAUCCUGGGGCCGGUUGAUAUUUGAAAUGAUAGCAAUAAGCCAGAAAAAAUAAGAGCAAGCAAAAUGAAUGUAAUAAUCAUAUUUUUUUUAAAAAAAACACACAGCUAAUUUAAGCAACAAACUAGGAUCCUAGGAUCACUGGUGUUGUGCAUAUAUAUAUAUAUAUAUAUAUAUAUAUAAAGUUAUGCAUUUAAGGGAGAUGACACAAACCAAGACCAGGUUUGAUAUUCUCCCCUUUACAUGUUUCUAGGAAAUGGGUGGAAACAGGUGGUGGUGAAAUUGUUUCUGUGUGUGUGUGUUUGUGUGUUUGUGUGUUUGUGUGUAAGUGUAAUCAGAUGCCAGUGGAAAACCCAAAAGCAGGACCUGAGCUCUCUCCCCACUUGUGAUACCCAGCCAUUGGUAUUCAGAGACACAGUGGAUCUGAUAGCGGAACAUAGCCCAUCGCGGCUCGUAACCAUUGAUAGCAUUCAUCCUCCCUGAAUUGGUCUAACGCUCUUUUAAAGCCAUCCAGGUUGGUGGCCAUCAGGGUUUUGUCAAGCAUUAUGAAAUGGGGGGGGGGAUGCAUUAUGAAAAGUUCCAUUAUGAAAUGGAAAAAUGGACAUGGAAAAACAAAGCUUUUGAAAACUUUCUGGGGGUUUUUUUUUGGGGGGGGGUAUCCCCAACUACAUGGCCCCAAGUUAAUCAGGCCUUAAAAUAUAAUAAUAAAACCUUUGCCAAGAGGCAGUUGGUGCCAUCUUUUCUUUUCUUUUAAGCACAGGUGCUAUAUGUGUGCAGUAAUAUGUGUUUUAGCGAUCAACCUGUCUGCCUGAUGUGAAAAGGCAGCCCCCGAGUUUGAACAGUGCUGGAGUUCUUUCAUCAUCGACCAAGGCUGUUAGAUCUUUGGGGAAAGCCCUUCCAUUUACUGAACAGCUUUGAGCUUUCAGAGGAGUUGGCGGUUUCAACCAUUGCAAAAGAGCUGGUUAGGUCUCUCUCUUCUCUUCUCUUCUCUUCUCUUCUCUUCUCUUCUCUUCUCUUCUCUUCUCUCUCUUCUCUUUCUGGAGUAAAAAAUGCUGGAAAGGGCUUUCACAUAGAACAGAUUCCAGAUCCAUCUGAGGAGUUAUUAUGCAGAGCAGCACGGUGAAGAAGCUUAAAAUAAUAAGAUACUUGCUUUGUUUGAACAAAAGGUCUGGCUAAUUGCCAGUUUGGAGCACCAGGCAGGGCAAAGAAUUAUGGGUGGCAAAUGGAACUUGCUGGGCAAGAAGUUUGGUUUCUGCUGUAGGGGUUGUGAAUUAUUACUUAUUCAUUUUACUACUGCUGCUGCUACUACUACUACUACUAAUAUUCAACUGGUUGGGUGGAUGAUCUGAGGUCGUAUCAACGCCAUCCUUUACAACUCUCAGUACCCCUAACAAACCACAGUUCCCAGGAUUCUUGAGAGGAAGCCACAACUUCUAAAGUGCUAUAAGAGUGCUUUAUAUGUACUGGGUGAAUGUGACCUGUUCUGAUAUAAGACAGCCUGCAGCAUCAGGCCAAUGGCCCAUCGAGUCCAGCAUUCUGUUCUCACAGUGGCCAGACAGAUGCCCGUGGGAAACUUUCAAGCAGAACCCCAGCAGAUGGGCAGUCUCCCCUCCUACAGCCUCCGACUGUGGAAGCAGAGCAUAGCUAUCUUACUUAAUGGUCAUUUAUUGCCUUGUCCUCCAUGAAUCCAUCCAAUCCUCUUUUAAAACCAUCCAAGUGGGUGGCCAUUUCUUCCAGUGCUGGUUGGCCUGCCCUAACAGUCAGGCUGUGGAGUUUGGCUGCAAUGAGUGUGUCUCUCUGCAGACCUCAAACAGACAAUAUUGGACUCCUGGCAAAAACACCCUCUUAACUUCUUGGAAUAUAUGAGCCUGCUCUCCAAACAUGGCUCACCCAUUCUAAUGGUGGGUUUUCAGUGUAUUGUUGUGGUUUGCAUCUGUCUGUCUCAAGAGACAAUAGAGUGUGCCUUCAGGGGUAAAGUCAAACCACUGGAGAACCACAGUGCCUUUCAUGGCUGCAGAGGCUGGUAACUCAUAACUGCUGCCUCCCAUGUUGUUUUUGCUGCGUUAGUAGCACCAAAGUGAUCUCUCUGGGAUGCAAGCCUAGGCAGUGUGCAUGGAGGUCCUGGGCUGCCCAGACAAUGACCUCCCUCUCAGCCUCGUUGAUGUGGUACAAGAGAAAGUAGAGCAAUCCCUUUGCCACCAGCUUGGCUGCAUGAGUUGCCGGAAGGAGGAAUGCAGGGUGGCACUCAAACGCCUUAGGGAUUCUGCUCUGGAUUUGUGUGGGGUUUACUGCAUAGCCUUUUCUUCUCCCGAAUAUAUUCCACAAGGCAGUGAAGGUUUAGGAUCAGAGUUCUCCUAGAUGGGCUACUUUCCCAGGUGGACGAGCCCCAUAUCCCUUCACUUCUCUCUAAAGCAUGUUCAAUAACUGCCUUCUUGAUCGUUGGACCCACUAUUGGUCUUGUCUAUUCAAUCUGCUGCAGCCUGCUUUCUCAUGCAGGGGAAGUCCCUAACUCAACAAAGGUUUGAGACAAUUUUUAGUACAUUGCUUAUUUCAGGGAUAGCUAAAGUGAAGCCCCCCACCCAAAGGUUGUUUCACGCACCAUCCCUGACAAUAGGCCUUAUUGUAUUGGACUGGAGGGCACUGUGUUCGUUAACCCUUGUCUAUACACCCCUUAUCUAUUAGUUUGGCAACUAGUCAUCAAUCCUCCUUCCCAGAGAACUCUGGAAACUGUAGCUGUGAGAGGGGAAUAGGAAGCCUCCUGACAACUCACAGAACACUUAACUAACUUCUUUAGGGGAUACCUUGACUCUUUGAAUUUCAAUUAUGGUGCUUUUAUUUAUUUGUUUGUUUUUUAAAAAAAUUGGUUUUUUAUAAUACACAAAGAAAAAGGAAAGACACCCAUUACACCUACAUCAUACAAAAACAAAUAUAUAAGAAUAUAAUUCAUUAUAUCUUUCAUGGGCAGAAAUAAUGAUUCUUCUAAUUUUUUGUAAUAGAUAGCCGGGAGGCCAUCCGGGCCCGGUGUCUUCCCUCUCUUAGAUCUUUGAAUGGCUUGUUGCACCUCCACAGUGGUUAUUGGCGAGUUCAAUGUUUGUUACGGUGCUUUAAAUGUAUGGUGUGAAUGUGGCCUUACACGGGAUCAGAACUUUGGUCCAUCUUGCUCAGGAUUGUCUGAAGUGACUUGCAGCAGCUCCUCCAGGCAGGUUUUCUUCCUAGCCCUACCUGGAAAUGCUGAUGGUUGGACCAGGGAUCUUCUGCACGCAAAGCAGGUGCUCUACCACUUAACCACCGCCCUUAUCCCAUUGUUGUUGACUGAUCGUUAACUGACUGAUGGUGGAGGCUGUCGAGGUUAACUUUUAAAGCAAAAACAAAACCCCUGCAAAUUGCAUCUCUAUCAGUCUGCCACGGAGGCGGCUGGCUGUAUCUUAUAAUUUAAUCCUGAUGUAUCAAGAGCUGGAUGGAAAUGCCAACUUCAUGUUGUUCUUUUUAUAAAGACACUUUUAGCUCAGUGGUCAUGCUGUGGUAAUGGGAUCCUGCUUCUUGAUAAUGUGCAAGUAGCAAAGGAGUGGGUUGCUGAGUGACUGAGAGUAGUCACUCGAUGGAGAUAAUUUUCACGAAGAAAACCCCUGAGCGUUCAACAGGACAUUUGGCUGCCUUCAGAUUCUGCACAGUGUGCACUAUAUGGGCAUUUCCAAAAAUAAACUUUCAGGGCAGGGGAGAAUACUUUGCUCACCAAAGGUCCCCAGUUGAAUCCCUGGCACUUCUUCAAAGAAUUAUCAGGAAUGGCAUUUCUCUGCUUAAGAUCUUGGGGAGCUGCUGCCGGUCAGAGUAGACAAUACUGGGCUAGAAGGGCACAUUGCCUGACCCAAUAUGAGGCAGACUCCUGGAUGCAAAGAGUAGAUAAGUGUUCCUAGAAAUACCUUGGAUGGAUGAGUCAGUGGGGGUCAUCAGCUGAGGUUCCUAGAAGACUGGCUUGUCUUGACAUUUGGUUUCCUGCACCACAAACAUCUGAUGCCGCCUGAGUUCUGUGCAGCCCUGAUGACCAGUAGCCAAGGAUAAAGCACGUAGCUAUUAGUGUGUCCCAAAACACAUAGUUAUCAGCUUAUGUAAGCCAGUGUGGUUAGAGAGCAUUGGGCUAGAAGCUGGGAGACUAGCGUUCAAAUGCCCCGAUCAGUCAGUCACCAGCUACCCAUGUCUCCUAACUUAUGCAAGCCCACGAAAGCAUCCCACUGGGUGCAAGUUGAAGCUGCAUUUCCAGCACGACCGAGCAAGGGGGCCAUAAGAAGAAAUUGCAAGAUGAAGAUGGUGUGGCUUGGCUCCUAAUUUGAUCAUUCAUCUCUGAAUGGAGCAAGUGUUGCACUCUCUGCACAGCAGCAAAUUACUGUACACAAGCUAUAAUCACCCGCGGCACGCUCUUGGCUCUGCUUCUACUGCUCUUAAUUGGAUGACGUACUCCACAGUGUUACUCUUCGUUCCUCCCAGCUUGCUUCAGCAAGCGUCAAGCAAAAGAAGUGCUUUACUCUGAACCGUCUGGAAUGCUGUGAGCACUUUAUCCUUUUUAAUGAACUGAAUGUACACGACAAAUACAUGUGUCUGAGGAGAGGAACAAGUAUAUUUAUAUGCUUUAUUACAUAUAUAUGUGUGUGUGUGACACAUUCAAACAUCCUGUCACGCGAUGGGUCAGUGGGUCUGGCUGUUAACCAGAAAAUUGUUGGUUCGAGACCACCCAGGGAUGGCUGUGGGCAGGAUUCCUGCAUAGCAGAGGGUUGGGCUGGAUGAUCCUUGGGGUCUACAAUUUUAUGGUUCUAUCCAUAUAAGUCUCACAGAAAUAUGCACUUGCAAUAUAUCCCUCAAACGUAAAGAUCUACGGUAUUUAUCAAAUUUUACAAAAUGUCAUGUUAUUUCUUUUGUUUUGCCAUAGUCUGUGCCUCCAAUGUAUGCCUCCAAUUUAUUUAUUUCCAUUAAUGGUUAGCAUACAAUUCUAAGCAAAAUACUCAAAGUGGUUUAUAAAUAAUGAUAAUAGUUAAUAAUGGUUUGAUUUAUUUAAUAAUUUUACUUGCUACAUCAGGAGUCUCUAAGCAACUUACAACACAGGCAUAGCAGAAAAAAGCUAAUAUGGCUUUGUUAGCAUAUUAUGCAGAGGAUACCCAAUAUUUCCCCCAUAAAGACCUUAUAGCCCACCCUAAUGACAGCAGCAAAGCUUAGCAUCUCCAGGUUUGAGAGGACAUUAAAUACAGACUAAUUUGAGGCUUGGCAUUCACAGCUUUGGGGCUUGAUAUUGAUGGACAAAUUAACUACUCCAGUUUGACUAAAUCCAACACUUUUUACUCAACUUGCUAUAACUCUAUUACUUAUGCAAUGUCAAAAGAGCAUGAUUACAGGCUGCCAGCAACACAUUGGGACUUUUAGAAUGGCACUUUUGUUCAAUGAGGGAAAUAAUUCUUCUCUUGAUUUUUUCUAGUUUGUGUACUUCUGUGGGGGAGGGGGAGGGGCUAUUUGUUUUUAUGUUACGUGUUUUUAUCUGAAAAUAGAAAUAAAUGGUUUUAAAAAUUAGAAGAAGAAGAAGAGCAGGAUAGAAAUUUAAUAAAUAAGAUGUAAUGAAAUAAAAGCCAUACAGCAACCCAUAGCACAGACCCAUAACUGUUCAUAAACAGCAAACACAGAACAGUAGAAACCAUAGGUUAUAAAAUAAUCACAUUUAUAAAAUAUAAGUUGGAUAGUGUGAUCCAAUGCAUGCUGACUAUGAAGUAAGCCCCACUGAACACAACAGGUCUAACUUCUGAGAAAACAUGCAUAGGAUUGCCUUGUUGUAUAAAAGUAGUAAUAUGAGACAAGCAACAGGAGACCAAAAUAUGUUUAAAUCAGUCAGUUGAAAGCAAAUGCCUGUUUGAGACAGUUACUUGGGGAAAGUACUGUUGUUGCUGUUAGAAUUUAUAAACUGCCUUUCAUUUCAAGACAAAAUGCCAAGCAAAUCAAAGCCAACAGCAAAGAAACAAGAAUAAAAACAAUUAUUAAAAAAUUACAGCUACCCAUAAUUAAAAUACACACUAAAACAACUACAUUAAAGCACCCAUAGCUAAAAUAUGUAAGAAAGAAGCCCACUAAAACACAUUUUCAGUUAGAAAAGAAGAUCAAGGGAAUGUUGUUCUAAACAACUGUAUUGACAAAGCUAGCGGAAAGCCAAUACUGAUGGCAUAUUUAAGCAGAGAGAGGAUUCCACUGCACUGGUGUCACCAGUAAAAAAGUAUAAACUAUGGUGGAACCAGGCUGGUUAUGGUUGGGUUCUAAGAAUACAGAAUUCAGAUGCCACUACAGACCACCUCUCUCAUACCUGCCUGCCCGAUACGUAACCUGACAGUGGCAAGCCGUGGAUUACAGAAUAAUUAGAAGGGUCCCUGAAAGUAAUCUAGUCUAACUACUUGCUUAAUGAAUAAAAUCUAAAACUGGAUCAUCCCCAGCAGAUAGCUGUCGUAGCCUCUUGAAGACUUUCAGUGAAGGAGAGCCUGCCCACCCCCUCAAUGAUAAUUGGUUCCACUGAUGAACUGCUCUUACUGUUUAUAAGUGUCUCCUAAUGUUCCAUCAAAAUCUACCAGCCUGUCACUUAAGCUCAUUAAAUCUAUUUCUAACCUGUGGGGCAGCAGAUGAGGCUGAUGGCAUGGAUCAUAAGGCUCAAGAAAGCUAAUAUGGGAAUUGUGAAAACAAACGCUUACUGAUUGCAGUAAGUAUGUCCCCAUUUUGCAUUUAGUAUGUUAAUCUUAGAAGACUCCAGAUUACCAAGCUCUGUCACUCCAGUGCUGGACUGAAGGUAAAUAGUUUCAUUCCCAAUUUUUGCUGCAAAUAUUCUCAUUGCAAUUAGCAAAUUGAAAAUCAAUUCAAACUCAUAUUUUGUUCUUGAGUCCUUCACAGUAUGCUGAUGCCAUAAGUAAUGGAUCCAUAGGGACUUAAUUGCUGUAAUUUUUUUUAAAAAAAUAUAUAUACGAGUGACUGUUCUUUAGUUGUUGUUUCUAAUGUGCAGGCCAAAUCACCAAGCACUGAUUUCUCUAGCCAUUCCAAUCCCACACUAACAAGAUUUCAGUGCUCAUCCACACUUAUCUUUGCUUUGCAUUUCUAGGCACAGAUCUGGGCUUUCCAUUCCAGGUCCAAGUGGUUUUGUUUCCCCCCACUGUUUUCCCCAUGGAAACCUGCUGUUUACCACCAAAUCAGAGCAAACAGCAAUCUGUAGAAUACCCCAAUUGCUGUUUGCUCCGAUUCAGUGGUAAGCUACAGGUUUCCGUGGGGAAAGUGUCGGGACAAAAAUAAGUAAAUGAAAGCCCUCAAUUUGCGAACCGAGAAAGCCUUGAAAGCAUGGGGCAAAAGGUAAAUGGAAUAAGCCCUCAGUCAUAUGCAUUGAUUUCAAUGGCCCGAUUCUGUGUAGAACUAGCAUUGAAUAUCGACCCAGGAUUUGCUUAAAUUGUUUUUGGACAGGGAACCUGUAGCCCUUCAGAUCUUGUUGGAUUACAACUCCUAUUGUCCUGACAUUGGCUGUGCUGGCUGGUGCUGAGGAGAGCUGGACAUCUGGAGGGUCACAGGUCCCCAUUCCUGGCAUAUGGUGAUAGUCUCACCCUCAUUAUCCAGGUAGUAUUCCAUCUCAAUACAGUAGCUAUCUGCUGUCGAAAAUCUUCGUUCUGAUAUUUAAUUUCGGCACAGCAGCACAGCUUUGUAAGGAAAUAACUUUGACAAGCAGUUUCUAAGAAUAUAAAAAGGUUUCCAAAUUCUGUCUCAAUUUCAGAGACUCUGGUAGACCAUGGUUUGUGCAAAACACAUAACAUACAAACCAUGGCUAAAUACUAAAAAGGCAAAUGGUGGCUAAGAGCUGCCUGAAUUGCUUUAAGUUUUUACCUCCUCAGGUUCAUAAGUAUACUAUCUCUAGCAGCCUCUGAUGGUGGAGCAAUAAGCACAAUUGGAUUUUGUUGAUUCAGAAAGUUUCCUGAUACUGUGGUCUUGAUUGCAAACCAUAGUUCAUCAGUCCAGGCAUCAAGCUAAGUUUCCCUAACUGUGGUUUCACAUGAUGUCUGAAUGGAUUCCAAAUAUCAUUGUAUUUAUUCAUACACAAUCUAUGUCUAAAAGCUAUCCAUUUGUUUACUGCAGUUGUCAUGUCUUCUAUCCACUGCUCAAAGGGGGGGCAUGGUAUUAUCUUUCCGAUGAAUCACUUGGUCUUUUGGAAGAAGUUACAGUGCAGAGAGUCCAUUUAUGCUGACCCGCUGUCAAACCCCAUAUAGUUGGCAUAUGGUUUCAAAUAAUAUUAUCAUCUGAGAAUUGUAACUUUUAAAAUUUAACAUUCGCCUGCAGCCGACUAGAUUGCUUACAAAGCCCCCUAUAUGCUUCCAUUGCAAAUGAAAGCAAAGCUUGGAGCCCAUUUCUUAAAGAAGUAAGAGCAGCACCUUGCCUUUGCUAAUCAAUUUGACAAUUGUCCAUCAUUCUUUACUAUUAAGCCUCAUUCCCUUCCUCUCUCAACUUUUCUCCAAAACUCCUGUCAGCUCACAGAGGCCUCACGCAAGGAAUCCUUGAGAGACAGUCAUGUAAAUUUAAGACCACCAUUUUGUCUGUCGCUCUCCCUGUUUUGUUUUGGUUUUACAUCGUGGGUCUUGCAAUAGCUAUUGUAGGCUUCCAAGGGCAUCCAGCCUGCAGCAUGCUGAUAAAAGGAUAUGAAUAAAUAAUUGCAGUGUAAUGAGGUAACCUGUAGAUGUUGUUUUAACAUCAUUCAGUUGGUAAAAGACCAUUUGCUCCCUGCAUUCUCCCUCUAAAUCUUUUUUUCAGUCUAGGCAUUUCCCAUCCUUGAUGCAUGUCUGUUCACCCCUGUCUUCUUGCUGGUGCUCGUGAUCUGAUAACAAGAUUCUCUUUCUGAUCAAUACUUCUUCACUUGAGAUUUUAUUAUCACGCUACCUUCAGGCUGCUCCUAGAAUUGGUCCGUGUGCUCCAAAUUGUGUUAUUUCUUGCACUAAUUCUUUUGAAGGCCACUGAUCUCUAAAUGGGCAGGAGGAGGAGAAACCCUUUUGGCCUGUGGAAGCCUGCAAAUUAUCAAAUGUUUCCUCCCUCCCCUUUGCAUUAGCAGAUGUUAUGUUUGGCACAUAUUGAUCCUUUCCCUUCCCUUCCUUUGCAGGAACAUUUCACACCAGAAUGCAAGUUCAAAGAGUCGGUUUUUGAAAACUACUAUGUGACAUACUCGUCCAUGAUCUACAGACAGCAGCAGUCAGGGAGAGGCUGGUACUUGGGUCUGAACAAAGAAGGGGAGAUCAUGAAAGGAAACCAUGUCAAGAAAAACAAAGCGGCGGCACAUUUCCUUCCCAAACCAUUAAAAGGUAAAAAAAUAUCCAGGCAUGCACAGAGCUCUGCAGGUGCAUUGGAAUGCCAGACUCCCCUGCAUGCUUGACCAAAGUGCAGGCUUUUCUGACAUUAGUUGAAAAUGUGCAGGGAGGAAGUGUAGUUCAGUGGCAAGGCCCCCUCUUUGCAUUUAGAAGGUCCCAGGUUCAAUUCCUGGCAUCUCCAGGUACGGCUGGGAAAGAUUUUCUGUCUGAAACCCCGGAUAGCUGCUGUCAGACAGUGUAAGGCAUUGAUGAACCAAUAGUCUGAUUCAUUAUAAGGCAGCUUCUUGUGUUCAUAUGCAUAAGAGUUUCUACAGGGCUGAGAUGAAGCUAUUCUAAGUAUAGAGAAGGGGGGAGGAAUUCAAGUCAGUUAGCGUUUAAAGGCAAAUCUUCCUAAUCUGCGCCUUCCGAAACAAUACAUGAGCUGAAACUCAGCCAUCCUUCAAAAUUUUCAGUUCUCCAAAUUUUGCAGUACAGUGGUACCUCUAGUUACGAACUUAAUUCAUUCCAGAGGUCCAUUCUUCACCUGAAACUGUUCUUAACUAGAGGCGUGCUUUCACUAAUGGGGCCUCUUGCUGCCGCUGUGCCGCCAGCACACGAUUUUCGUUCUCAUCCUGGGGCAAAGUUCUCAACUUAAGGUAACUCUUCCAGGUUAGCGGAGUUUGUAACUUGAAGCGUUUGUAGCCUGAGGCGUUUGUAACUCGAGGUAGCACUGUACUGCAAAAUACUCCAGGUAAUUAACAUGUACAAAAAAAUACACAUACCGGGGUAAAGUUUGCACAUAAAUGCAAAUGCAUUAAAUUGGGGGGGGGGUGCAUUUUUAAAAGCUGUAUGUUCAGAGAAAUUUGCAAUAAAAUCCUGGUGAAUUUCCACAGAGGCUUUAAAAAUAAUAAUAAGCUGAAACUGAUCCGGAAAUGCGGAGAACUGAACUUAAAAUGCAGAGAGAGAGAGAGAGAGAGAGAGAGAGAGAGAGAGAGAGAGAGAGAGAUGGAAACAAACCACAACUGACAGAUUUACCCAUGCCUACAUGGGUAGAGUUCCCUGGGGAUAGGAGCUGAUUGUUAAACCACUCUGGGAGUUGUAGCUCUUGGUGGGGUGUGUGGAGUAUGAGUCUCUUACCAACUCUCAGCACUCUUAACAGAUUAUAGUGCCCAGGAUCCUUUGAGAGAAGCCAUGACUGUUUAAAAUGCUAAGAUGCAGCUUCAAAUGCAUAGUGCAGGUGUGACCUAAGUGAAGCACUUCAUGAGUGGAACAAGUUUUACUUGUGCAUGGGAAGUUCCCUUCCCUCUCUUCCCUCUAUGUGCUUCCACAACAUAGCCCCGCACCCCCAAUAUGCUCUGGGGUCUCUCCAAUCCUCUGGCGCAGAUCCCAGAGCAGAGAAAUGCAUGGGAAGAGAGGAAGGGAAAGUAGAAUAAAAGAAGAAGACAGGAAUAAUGUGACACCGGCCCUUACGAAGUCUCUUACACUUUUCUUGUUUUUCCUCUCCUUCAGUGGCCAUGUACAAAGAACCUUCCCUCCAUGAUCUUACAGAAUUUUCACGGUCUGGCAGCGGGACCCCCACGAAAAGCAGAAGCGUCUCAGGAGUGCUAAACGGUGGGAAAUCCAUGAGCCAAAACGAAUCGACGUAG